Molecule: messenger RNA, 1071 nt
Organism: Lottia gigantea (owl limpet)
Lineage: Eukaryota; Metazoa; Mollusca; Gastropoda; Lottiidae
Exons: 6
Coding region: 1-1071 (356 amino acids)
Source: RefSeq, a predicted model, not a curated record
AUGAGAAUUCAAGUUUCAGCCAUUUUGUUAUUAGGUGUUAUUGUAGCCUCGGGGGCAGAGCCAAAUGAACUGGUUUCCUUUGCGUGUCUGUUCUUUCAGGACAUGUUUAAAGAGUGUCCGGAAGUGGACGGAGUAUGGGGAACAUGGGGACCUUAUUCAUCAUGUUCAUCAAAUUUUACCGGAGGAACUCGUACACGAACUAGAAGCUGUGACAAUCCUUCAGCAUCAAAUGGUGGAUCCCAGUGUCCUAACAUUAUCACAGGCGCUACAGAGACAGAGGACUGCAACACAGAAAUUCCAUGUCCUGUUGAUGGCGAUUGGGGAAACUGGGGAGACUUUUCCAAUUGUACAAAAACCUGUGGUAAUGGUACGUGGACUCGACAACGACUUUGUGAUAAUCCAAGUCCUGCACAUGGUGGUGAAACUUGUAUCGGAAAUCAAACUGAAACUGAGGCAUGCGCAGAAAUUCCCUGCCCAGUGGAUGGAAACUGGGGAGAAUGGUCGGAUUUUAGCGACUGUUCUACAACAUGUGAUGGAGGAACACAAAACAGAACAAGACUAUGUGAUGAUCCAGAACCGAGUAAUGACGGUGCUACCUGUUCUCCUCCUGGUAGCGAAACUAGGUCCUGUAAUCCCAUUUCAUGUCUAGAGGCAGUUUGUGAGGAGAAGCAAUAUGUUUACAAUGCCAGUAUCGGUAUUUGUAUCCAGCUAUAUACAGAUAAGAAAAACUUCGACGACGCCAAUACUGCAUGUACAGCAGAUGGUGCUUUUCUUUUUAAAAUGGAUACAACUGACAAAUUAGAAGUUGCCAAAGAGAUUAUUGUGGAUAGAAAAUCAGACCAGGGUGGCUAUUUAAUUGGAGCUCGUAAUGAUAAUGCGGAUGCUACUUUCAGAUGGUUGGAUGGUUCCAGAGUAACGUGGAUUGGAAACGCUCCAAAUAAUCCAAAUGAAAAUUGUGUAAGACUUAGGAAGGCAGAUUAUCAUAUGGAUGAAGCUGUUUGUGGAAGAAAAAGAUAUUUCUUUUGUCAGAUAACUGUACCAACCUGGACAGCUCCUGGAGGAGGUCCAUAG